AUGGGCAACUCUUCAUCCCAAACAGCCAAUGAAAAACGACAAGAGGAAGUCAGGCAGAAAUUUGGUGUCCUGGUUCCGCCUUCAUUCAUUGUUGUUGACCCUUCAUCAGAUCCAACUGCCAGUCUUCCAAUCUCAUGUCAAACUCGACUGAAAAGUAUUGCAGCUCCCAAUGUUUUGAACGACCUUUGGACAAUGAACCAAGGGCGCCAAUUAUUAGAAACUUACAUGACUCCAGGUGUCACCUUGAGUGUUCCAACAGCGACUCAAGGCCAAAUCUUGGUUGCCCUGAAUACCACUGAAGGUGACAAAUCCUCAUUCCUUUGGGCAGAGCAACCUCUUUCGGAUAACGCCAAAGCAGAAUUGUUGGUUCCUACAGUAGAUUCUCCACACUUUCAUAUGCGAUACAAGCAAGACAUUAACGAAAACACCUUUUGGGCAGUACGAGGUCAGGUGAAUACCCAGCAAAAAGGAUGGGUGGAAAGCCGACUGAAAUCAACCUAUGAUGAUUUGGACAUCUUGUUCAGUGUUUCCUCCUCCUUGCCAUCACCAUCAAAAGACGCUACAAGAAAAGAUGACAUUAUGGACCAAGUGUUGAACAGUGUACAUUUACAAGCAGCAGCGGAGUAUAAAGAAUCGUUGGUUGCCGUUCAAGGUGGAUUGGAUCAGAACCAAUUGCCAACGCUGACGGGGUCAAUGGUAUCUCUCAACUUGAAUCAUCAAGCCAGCGACAAGAAUAAUGCUGCUAUUGAUGGAGAUGUAAACGCUAGAGUGCCCCCUCUCUGGUUGACACUCAAACAACUCAAGCCGUCCGGAGAGGACACCACCAAAUGGACCCUCAACCUGUCACAAAUCCUAACCUUUGAUCGAUACGUAUGGAAUGUCAUGGAAGAACGAGCCCCCAAAGUGCGCCAAAUUCUUGGUUGGUCCUUGCAAAUGGAUACCACCACUGCUUCGAAUGAUGCCGAAUCAUCAUCGUCAACCCCCGAAACCAAGUGGUCCAUCGGAACUACAUGGCAAGUCAAUCGGGGGCUUGCGUUCAAGGGUGUCAUGACGACAUCCAAUACAUCUCCACUUUCACUCAACUAUGGAUUCAUUGUGAAGCGAUGGAUGCAGCCACGAGCAACCCUGAGCGUUUUGAGUCAGUUUGAAUUUGCCACCAAGAAGAGUUCCUUCCUUGGCUUUGGCCUCGAGUUGGAAGCAAGUCCAUUCACAUUGAAUUCUACGACUCCGACGUAUCCGAAUUCACCGUCACCGGAUUAUGCAAAAGCAGAUGAAGCAGCUCCGACAAAAGUUUUCAUCCCAGAAAGAAGGCGAUAA
This is a messenger RNA of Cylindrotheca closterium, 1317 nucleotides long. The record is from the annotation of a GenBank genome assembly. NCBI's taxonomy places the organism in Eukaryota, Bacillariophyta, Bacillariophyceae, Bacillariales, Bacillariaceae.